Salvelinus fontinalis (brook trout) is the source of this 3248-nucleotide messenger RNA. It is a transcript of the gene asmtl, whose product is annotated as acetylserotonin O-methyltransferase-like. Gene Ontology annotation, molecular function: O-methyltransferase activity; nucleoside triphosphate diphosphatase activity. The record is from RefSeq and is a predicted model, not a curated record. NCBI's taxonomy places the organism in Eukaryota, Metazoa, Chordata, Actinopteri, Salmoniformes, Salmonidae.
AUGAUGACACGCAAAAAGGUCACAGGAUUGGCUGAAUCGCUCGAUUCUUCUUCCGCUAUGGUUGCGCAUGCGUUGUCUCGUAGCGCAACAAGGAAUUCAUUCGUAUGGAAGAUCAGCAGUGAGGAGGUCACCAUGGUGUUGAUGAAUCCUGUCAUUUCCAAGCUGACCGGUAAACUGGUCGUCCUGGCUAGUGCGUCUCCAAGGAGGCUGGAGAUACUCACCAAUGUGGGUUUACGAUUUGAGGUUGUCCCAUCCUGGUUCAAGGAAACGUUAGACAAGAGGCUCUUCAAAAUGCCCCAUGAGUAUGCUGUGGAGACUGCCAAGCAGAAGGCCCUGGAGGUGGCCAAGAGGAUGCCAUUUAAACACCUGAAAACUCCCGACAUUGUGAUUGGAGCAGACACUGUUGUUACAGUGGAUGGACUGAUUCUUGAGAAGCCAGUGGACAAGCAAGAUGCAUACCGAAUGCUUUCAAGGUUGAGUGGUAAAGAACACAGUGUUUUUACCGGAGUGGCGAUCAUUCUCUGCCAUGAGAAAGAAGGUGAAGAGAUUGAUUAUCAAGUGAUUGACUUCUAUGAGGAGACUAAGGUGAAGUUUGCAGAUCUGUCUGACGAUUUACUCUGGGAGUACAUCAAUAGCGGAGAACCCAUGGACAAGGCUGGUGGCUAUGGUAUCCAGGCUCUGGGUGGUAUGCUGGUGGAGUAUGUCCACGGAGACUUCCUGAAUGUGGUGGGCUUCCCGCUCAACCAGUUCUGCAAGAAGCUGAGUCUCAUCUUCAGCCCCCCAGGCAGCCUGAAACAAAACAGAAUCCAGACCAGCCCCCAAGGCAGCCCUGUCGACACGGCCCCUCCAGCCGAGCCAGCCGCCAGCAGCCCCUCAGGCAGCCCAACCCAUAACGGCCCUCCGGACAGCCAAGGACAAAACAUCCCUCCAGCCAGUACAGCCCACAAUGUGAAACAGGAGGAGAGUGGGUGUGGAGAGGGCGAGGUGCCCUGCACGUUGGUUAACAACCUGUCUAAGUGCUCUGAGAACGGGGAGGCUGAGCCCCAGGGCAUCAGCGACCCUGCAGCACCAGACUUGACCAGCAGGGGCACCAUGCAGAUGCAGAAUGUGAGGGAGCACGAGACGGAAGACAUCAAGGAAAAGUUGAGCAAGAUGAUCGAGCUCAUGGAUGGAUUUAAAGCCUCAAAGGUGUUGUUCACAGCAUCCAAGCUGCGUGUGUUUGACGUGUUAAGGAGCAGUAAGACAGGGGAGCUGCAGGCUGAGGAUGUGGCCCAGGGGAUCAAAGCAUCUUUGAAGGGGACCGAACGCUUGCUGGAGGCCUGCGUCUCUCUGGGACUCCUGCAAAGAACGGGAAAAGAAUACGCAAACACAGCGAUGUCCAGGCAUUUCCUGCUGUCGGACGGUCCCCUCUCUCUGCAGGGGUACAUCCAGCACUGUAACGAACGGGUGUGGCCUCUCUUCACCCACCUGGAGACUGCUGUGAGGGAGGGGACCAACCAGCACGAGAAGGCCUUCGGGAAAACCUCUGAUAACCUUUUCCAGGAUGCCUACUACAGCAGACAUGAAGUGAAGCUGCGAUUCAUGAAGGCCAUGCACAGCAUCGCAAAGGUUUCUGGUAGAGACGUGGCGACGGCCUUUGACCUCUCCAAGUAUAAGACGGCCUGCGACCUGGGCGGAUGCACUGGGGCCAUGGCGUAUGAGUUUGCCAAAGCACACCCGGGGUUGUCUGUGACCAUGUUCGACUUACCCGAAGUCAUUGAGAUGAGCGGUCACUUCCGGCCACAUGACGCAGAUGACAGAGUAUCUUUUGUAGCAGGAGAUUUCUUCAAAGAUGAGCUUCCCAAGGCAGACGUAUACAUCCUGGCAAGAAUUCUCCACGACUGGUCGGAUGAGAAAGUACACAUCUUGCUGAGUAAAAUUGCGAAAGCAUGCAAUCCUGGCUGCUGCGUGCUGGUGAGUGAGAUCUUUUUGGAUGAGGACAGGAAGGGGCCGAGCAGAGGCCUACUUCAGGCCCUCAGUAUGACCGAGGGGAGACAAAGGAGCGCCUCCGAAUACAGCCUCCUACUGAAGAGCCACGGCUUCACCUCAGCGCAAAUCAAACACACACACAACCUCCUGGAUGCCAUCCUGUGUGUCACUGAGUGACUUGGAGACAAACCUUGAAACCAAUAAAGAAAAUAAAUCAAUGAAAUACCUCCCCAGUCGAGAAUCAAACUCUUUCCCCAACCACUAGACACUGAGGCCCUGUUUAAAUACUAAAGGUUCACUGAUCUGACAUGACGCAGGGAUGGGUGAUUGCAAACUGUGCUUACAGCCAUCCUGUCAUGUCAGAUCAACGAUUACUUCAAGAAAGGUAGGAAGGAAAUAUUCAAACAGGGCCUCAUUACAUAUUACUUUUACCCAUCCAUUUCUUGUUGAUCUUCAAAGGGGUCAGGAAGUGUGACUUUUAAUUAAUUAUAAAAAUGGACCACAGUGAAGGCAUUUCUUUCAAACACUGCAAUAUAGACUCUAGCAGAGGUAUGUCUAUGCAGCUGACUUUGAUCUCACAGUAAUCCUUGAAGUCUGUCAUUAAGCCAGCCAGGUCUCCCGUGAUAUAAGUCAGUAUUCGAUGUCCAUCCAUUUCUGAGGACGUAGGGAGAUGACGUGGAAACCGGCCACUGGUGGCAACAGUGAGUGCCGUUACCUUCAAGUAGGUUUUGGUUUUGCUAGGGCAGGGUUUCCCAAACUCGGUCCUCGGGACCCCAAGGGGUGCAUGUUUAGUUUUUUGCCCUAGCACUACAAAGCUGACUCAAAUAAUAAACUAAUCAUCACGCUUUGAUCAUUUUAAUCUGCUGUCCCGAGGACCGAGUUUGGGAAACUUCGUACUAAGGGUGUUGGGGAUGAUGGAUGAGCGUAAGCCUAUCCCGAACCUUAACCCUUACCAUAACCAUUUGGAGAUAAUGCCUGAACUUAACCAUAACAAUUUAGAGUUAAUGCCUAAACUUAACCUUAAUCACUUCAAAAUGUGAUGGUUGGAACAACUUCUAAAUUUGACGUUUGAGAAACAUGGAUGAACUUCUAAUUCUGAGAUUGGGAGAAUUGGUAGCAUAAAACUGUCAUGACAGCAAAGACAACCAACAUGGUUUAACUGACCACUUUCCCAACAUUGUGAGACUUUUGAGACCACCACAACACUUCGUUGUUUGCCGUUUGACAAUUUUCCUGUCUGAAUUGUUUCAAUAAUGAAAUAAAUAUUUUGUCUGAAAUAA